Molecule: messenger RNA, 597 nt
Organism: Solanum verrucosum
Lineage: Eukaryota; Viridiplantae; Streptophyta; Magnoliopsida; Solanales; Solanaceae
Exons: 4
Coding region: 1-597 (198 amino acids)
Molecular function (GO): nucleic acid binding
Source: RefSeq, a predicted model, not a curated record
AUGGACUUUAUUUCAGGACUUCCUCGCACUCAAAGGAACCAUGAUGCAAUAUGGUUGAUUGUGGACAGGCUAACCAAGAGUGCUCACUUCUUAGCAAUCAGGAUGGAUUACUCACUUGAGCGUUUAGCAGAAUUGUACAUUAAUGAGAUUGUAAGACUACAUGGGAUACCUGUAUCUAUUGUAUCCGAUCGAGACCCAAGUUACCGAUCGAGUAUUGGAAUCCCUCCCUAUGAAGCCUUAUACAGAAGAAAAUGUCUGACCCCUCUUUGUUGGAGUGAACUUGGUGAAAGAAAACUUGUUGGUCCUGAAAUUGUGCAACAAAUAAAGGACAAAGUAAAAAUUAUCAAAGAUCGUCUAAAGAUUUCUUCGGAUAGACAAAAGUGGUAUGCUGAUCUUAAAAGGCGUGACAUUGAAUAUCAAGUUGGAGAUAAAGUUGGACCAGUUGCAUAUAAACUGGCUUUGCCACCUGAGUUAGACAAGAUUCACAAUGUCUUCCAUGUUUCUAUGCUUAGAAGAUAUCGUUCUGAUCCAUCUUAUGUUCUUCCAGUAGAGUCUAUUGAGGUAAAACCUGUUUUUAAGCUGGGUAGCGUUUAUUAG